Molecule: messenger RNA, 3681 nt
Organism: Debaryomyces fabryi
Lineage: Eukaryota; Fungi; Ascomycota; Pichiomycetes; Serinales; Debaryomycetaceae
Product: E3 ubiquitin-protein ligase
Exons: 1
Coding region: 1-3681 (1226 amino acids)
Cellular component (GO): endoplasmic reticulum membrane
Molecular function (GO): zinc ion binding
Source: RefSeq, a predicted model, not a curated record
AUGUCAGAGGUGGAGAAUAAUUGCCGAGUAUGUCGAGGUGAAGGAACACUUUCUCAACCGUUGCUACAUCCUUGCAAAUGCCGUGGAUCUAUUAAGUAUAUUCAUCAGGAUUGUUUGCUAGAAUGGUUGAAGCAUUCCAAUAAAUCCACAAAGAAGUGUGAUAUCUGUAAUACUCCGUAUAAAUUUCGAACUAUUUAUGACCCACAGAUGCCUGAACGGAUUCCAAUUAAGUAUAUAUGGGGAAAAUUUCUUGAAGUUGUUUCGUCGACUACCAUCAAGAGCUUGUCAAUUUUGCUCUACAUCACAUGUCUCAUAAUUCAAGUACCGCUAUUUUGGAAGUUUAUGGGCCGUAUUGCUACAUGGGCAAUUGAUGGGACGUUACCAAGAGCGAAUCCAACUUUUCUAGAGGCUUUGCUAUUUGGUGAAUUGGACUUUCUGAAUUAUGAUCUACCAUCGAGUACGACGAAGGUGUUUUUGUUCAAAUUAAGAAAAUUUGUUGAUUAUACCUAUUUCAGUGGAAUUCGUUAUAUUUUGAUGUACGUGAUUAUUCAUUUAGCUCUAUUUGUCGAACACGAAUGGGUUGUGAGAGAUGAGGGUUAUACCAAGCUUUUGCUUCGCAAAAUUGGCAAAGAGCCCAGAGCUAAAUUGGUUGAUAUGUUGCAGCAGGCAUUGUCAGGAUUAAGAAAUGAUGGCGAAGCAGGUAAUGCUGAAGCAAAUGAUAAUGUACAGAGAUUGGAAAUGAUAGCAAGAGCAAUAAAUGAUUUACAAGAGCAACCUAAUAAUGGCCAACACGAGGAAUUAUUAAGAAGAGCUAUUGAACAGGAUGAUAGGCAGAAUAAUGAACGCGAAAAUGUUGAAAAUGUGAAUCCAAACUUAUUUAACCAUGAGAAUGGGGUAGAGCAAAAUGUAAGAGAUCCAACCGACGAUGAAGUGGAACUGAAUGAUGAAAGAAGAACAAUUUAUUUGCGUCCUGAGACUGAGCAAAAUCAGGACCAGCAAAAUCAAGUAGACGGACACUUGAAUGGAGAAUACCAUGAAGAACAAAGAGACGAAGUCAGGAAUGGUAAUGCAGAAGACCUUCUUGCUCAAGCUGAUCAAAGAAUUGACCAAAAUGACUUGUUUGAGCAGAAUCCAUUUGAAGAAGUCAAUGAAAUGAAUAUGGAUGACGCCGAAGAUGACUUGAAUGGUGGAGGUGGGGACAUUUUACAGCUUUUAGGUAUGAGCUUAAAUUUGAGCAGUCCAAUUUUCCUUAUGGUUAUGUGUGACGUUAUUAUUUGCAUAUACUUAUUUGUGACAUACUUGUUUCCACAUAUGUUGGGUAGCCUAUUUGCAAUAACUACUGGUAUGACAUUAAGGUUACUAAAUUCUGUUGUAUUUAAACGGGUUUAUCCCACAUCUUUGAUAGAGAAAUUUAAUUCUAUCAUAUUUAUGGAUAAUGAUAAAAUUCAAAAGACCGGAAAUGACUUUCUUGAUUUUACUUUAUUCACAGUCUUUGAAGUUAUAGUUAAGCCAUUAUCAUCUACAUUUCGCCGUUUAAUAAUUGACCAGGAUUUAUCGCAGCCUACAUUAAUAGAAAGAAUUAUUUUGUUGACGAUUGGUUAUAGCAUUAUUGCUUUUGUUGUAUACAAAUUUAUGAAUAGUUUGAUAUCAGGAGCUAAACCAGUUAUGGGUACACCAAGGAAGCUCUAUAAAAUAUUAUUUGAAGUAGCGUCUACUACUAAAGUGUUCAUUAUAUUUGCUAUUGAGAUCUUUUUUUUCCCCGUAUAUUGUGGCUGGCUAUUAGAUUUCUGUAUUGCCCCAAUACUAUUGUCCCACUUUUCUAGUAUUAGUGAUGAUGGAUCCGUUACUUUUACUAUAUUAUUAUCUUCUGAAUUGGAAGUCUUGCAAAUUCAUUAUAUCCGCGUGGUUUUGUAUUGGUUAUCGGGAACUCUUUAUAUGCUAUUCUUUGCAUUAUUUGUUGGAAUGAUAAGGGGCCAAGUUUUGCGUCCCGGAGUUUUGUUUUUUAUUAGAUCACCAGAUGACCCUAAUGCCCGUUUAAUACAUGAUGCAUUAAUGAAACCAUUGAUGUUGCAGUUAUCUCGCAUAUAUUUAAGUGCUAAGGUAUACACUGGAUUUAUUUUAAUAGGAAUUGGAGGUGUUACAUGGGGCUUAAGGUAUUUGGUAACACCACCAAAAGAUAUUACUUACAACGUUAUGUUACCAUUGCAAAUUCCUUCUGUUAUGUCAGUUGCUAUUACAUGUAUUGCGGUGGGUGAUAUUAUUUUAAAUAAGCCUUUGAUCACAGCUUAUUGUCAGUCAUAUUGGGCAAGAAUUUUCGAAAUAUCCGCCCACAAGUUGCGUUUAUCACAUUUUAUAUUAGGAAAACCAAUAGCGCAAGAACGUGGAUAUAUUGUUUACAGAAGUGCGUUUCAUAAAUUGUUGGGCCUUUCACAACCAGACUAUUCAAAUCCAGUUACCUAUAGAGAUGCUUUACGUAUAUUUAAGACGGAUAAUCUGGUAAAUGCUUGUUUUGUUCCAGAUGGUAAUUAUGUAAGAGCACCAGAUAAUGAUACUGUUACAAGGAAAUUCAUAAAAAAAUUGUUUGUAUCGGUAACUAAAGAUGAUAAGCUAUUAUCUUCCAACGAAACUCAAGAUUCUAAUAAAAAUGGAUAUGAAACUGAUUCCGAUGACGAUGAGAUUAAUACCGAUGAUGCCUACACGAUUGUGUAUAGACCUCCAAAUUUUAAGUUAAGAUGCCUUGGUCUCAUUUGUAUGUUGUGGGUAUUCUCUGUUAUAUUAAUAUUGGGAAUCAUUUUCGCAGGUUUAAUAAUCGGGAGACCGGUUAUCAAAGCAUUUACCAUAUUGCUAGACCUUACAAUUACAACUGAAAAAUCUUUAGAUAUCUACAAUACACUUUUUACUCUAACUGAAUUUGACUGGAGGUUGGCUGAUAUAUCCUCCAUUUUUAUUGGGAUCAAAUUCGAAUUAGCCGUGUUGAAAUUUAUCGACGACCGAACCAAGCUGGCCACCGAUACAGGAGUUAAUAAUGAAGUAAACGUUGAAGGAAUUGGUGAAGUAAGAAAUGAUGAACAAGGAAUUAUGGCAUUAGGCAGAAAUUUCGUUCCUCGAUUUGGCCAAGUAAUUGUUGCCUCGUUUAUUGUGUAUUCAUUGUCGUCAGUAUUAUGGAUUUUGUGGGUUUUAUCAGUUCACAAAUUUUGUAUUGAUUUGCCAUUAAGAAUGUACACUGACAAUGUAUAUAAUAAUGAUAAUCCAGGGCAUGUGUUGAUGGAAUUUUUAUUAACAAAAACUGCAGUUGUGAUUCACCUUAUUGCUGGAUUUUGGACAGUUGUUCCAUUCUGCUUAUAUUUCACAGUAGAUUUGAGAAAUGGAAUGUUGAAUGGAUUAGGAUUUAGAGAUUCUAUUUGGAAGUCUGGCUUGAGUACAAUAUUAAUUAACUUUGGAAUUGUCCAUGUGCCUGCUAUACUAUACACUUUAUUUAAACAUCGCCAGGAAUCUUUGGAUUCAAUGAUGCUUGAAGGAAAUGAUGCAUAUGUCUGGUGCGUUACAUUAGCAUGCUUCAUAGCUAUUAAAUUAGUAACUGGGGCCAACAGAUUAAUUAAUAGGAUCAACGAGCAAGUCAAAAACGAAAGAUACGUGAAAGGAAGGGCUAUAGAAAAUAUUGAUAUACCAGAUGAACAGUGA